AUGGCCAGCAGUCACAGACCUUCAAUAGCUCGUCCUUCUUCAAGAGCAGGAAUAGGGCUGACCACAAGGCCUACCAGUUCAUCAAGGACUCCAUCAGCAACCAGAAUAGGAACAGGGAUGCCUCCUAGUACAUCAAGACCUGUUUCUCGUGGUGGCUCUUCAGCUACUGGAGGAGUCUUAUCAUCUCAGAUCAAAGUUGCAGACCGUCCAGUGACUCAACAUGGUUUAAGUGGAAUGAAAACUGCAGUGAAAGGUCCUCAGAGACAGAUAAUGGAUAAAACGUAUUACCUUGGUCUUCUGAGAAGCAAAACAAGUGAACUGACAACAGAAAUUAACAAGUUGCAGGAAGAAGUAGAAAUGUACAAGCAAGAGAAAUCUGUCUACUUGUCAUAUGAAAAAAGGGCAGAGGCUCUAGCUGGAGAAAUCAAAGAAUUUCAAGGUCAGCUAGCAGACUACAACAUGGUUGUGGAUAUACUUAAUACUAGUACAGAUAUGGCAGAAGUGAUUCACGAUUACAAUAUGUUAAAGGUUCAGAAUGACCGAGACACUCAGAGUGUGGAUAAAAUUUUCACAGAAAGACAAACCACAGAAAAGUUAAUUCAAACUGUAGAAGAAGAUAUCGAACGUGAAAAGGUUGUAGCAGAAGACAUAAUAAAAGACAUGUCACAGGAAAAUCAAGCUAAAUAUAUGGAGAUGAAGGCUGCAAAUGAAAAACUCUCCCAGGUUAUUCAAGAGCAGGAAUUGGAUGCACUAAAUACAAAGGAGGAAGCUCUAAGAGCUGAAAUAGAACACUCCCAGGUGAAAAAGGAGGCUGUGCAGAUGUACGAAAAGCUACAUGAGCUUGAGGAACGUCGAGAUCAAAUGAUUGCUGAGGAUAAGAAUAUGGAAUCUCCGCAGGAGGAAAGAGAAAGGUUACUAAAGCAGGUUAAGGAUGACAGUCAAGAAAUAGCAAGUAUGGACAGACAGCUGGCAGAAGUAAAAGAAAAAACAAACCACUUUAAAAAGGUCAUUCAACGACUGGAUAUGGAUCUGGAGAAUUAUCAAGGAGAAGAAAAUUGGAGAUACAAAGAGCUGAAGAAGAGGGAAGAAAGCAUGGACAAUUUUUUUGAGACUUUUGAAGAGGUGAAGAAUCAGGAAUUGGAACGAAAGGCCCAAAUAGAAGCCAACAUCGUUGCACUCCUGGAGCACUCAAGCAGGAAUGUGAAUCGUAUGAAACAAAUUUCAUCUGUUACCAAUCAAGAACUGAAGAUUAUGCAGGAGGACCUCACUUUUAAAUCAAAUGAAAUGCAGAAAUCACAGAGCACUGCUAAGAAUCUGAUUACAGAAAGUCAAAAACUUCAGAUGGACCUGCAGAAGAUGGAACUCUUGGAGGGCAAGAUGGUUGAUGAACUAGCUUCUCUUCAAGACAAAAUAGAACAAACAAAAAUGGAUUUGAAGGUCUAUAAUAAUUUGCCAGCUCUGAAAGCAUCAGGAGAAGAGAAGAAACAGAGACUCCAGGAUGACAAAGAAAAAUUAACAAAACGUACCCAUGCUUUCAAGAAAAUAAUGGAACACUUGAAUACAGAGUAUGAGACAGUAAAGAGAGAGCUGCAAGAGAAUGAGACACAUUCUCAGCUUAUAAAUUUGGAGAGGAAGUGGCAGCACCAUGAGCAAAAUAACUUUAUGAUGAAGGAAUUCAUAGCAACAAAAAGUCAGGAGAGUGACUAUCAGCCAGUAAUGAAGAACGUGAGAAGGCUGGUCACAGAAUACAACAAAGCUCUCAUAGAAGCUUUACAGAACACCAAGAACUGA
Molecule: messenger RNA, 1791 nt
Organism: Nestor notabilis (Kea)
Lineage: Eukaryota; Metazoa; Chordata; Aves; Psittaciformes; Psittacidae
Gene: IFT74
Product: intraflagellar transport 74
Exons: 19
Coding region: 1-1791 (596 amino acids)
Biological process (GO): cilium assembly; intraciliary transport involved in cilium assembly
Cellular component (GO): intraciliary transport particle B; centrosome; cilium
Molecular function (GO): beta-tubulin binding
Source: RefSeq, a predicted model, not a curated record